Penicillium salamii is the source of this 2346-nucleotide messenger RNA. NCBI's taxonomy places the organism in Eukaryota, Fungi, Ascomycota, Eurotiomycetes, Eurotiales, Aspergillaceae. The record is from the annotation of a GenBank genome assembly.
AUGUCAGAUCCUACGGGGUACACUGUGGGCUGGAUAUGCGCCUUGCCCGUAGAAUACGUUGCCGCACAAGAAUUCCUUGAUGAAGAGCACGAAAAACCCAGCUUUGUGUCUCCAAAUGACACAAACGACUAUACAUUAGGCAAGAUGCACGAGCACAAUGUGGUCAUCGCAGUCUUGCCUGACGGUGAAUACGGCACAGCUUCCGCGGCCAAUGUAGCCACAAGCAUGCUGAACACCUUUCACAACAUCAGGAUAGGCCUCAUGGUCGGCAUCGGUGGUGGCGUACCAAGCGAAAAACAUGACGUUCGUCUAGGCGAUGUCGUGGUCAGUGCGCCUCGUGGCGAUCAGGGUGGUGUCUUCCAGUACGACUUUGGCAAGUCGAUCCAAGGGCAAAGUUUUCAAUAUACGCGGUUUCUAAACCAGCCACCAACUACACUUCGCACUGCGAUGACGGGAAUACAGGCGCAAUAUAAGAGAAAGGGCCAUAAGCUUACGGAGGCCAUUGACAUCAUUCUCGAUACAAAUGUUCGGCUGCGCAGCGAGUAUGAACGUCCAGAAUCAACCACAGAUAGGCUCUUCCAGCCCUCUGUCAACCAUGAGUUAGAUUGCGAUGCUGCAUCCUGUGCAAACGAUGCCUCAAACUGGCUUCCGCGGCGUGAGCGGUCCAAUCAUGAAGAUAAUCCUGCAAUUCACUAUGGUCUUAUUGCAUCUGCCAACCAGUUAAUGAAGGAUGCUUUGAUUCGCGAUAGGCUAGCGGCGGAGAAAGACGUUCUCUGUUUCGAAAUGGAAGCUGCCGGACUGAUGAACACGUUUCCUUGUUUGGUUAUCCGGGGUGUCUGCGACUACUCGGACUCGCAUAAGAACAACCAGUGGCAAGGGUAUGCAGCGAUGGUGGCAGCUGCAUAUACGAAGGAUCUCCUACAGAGAAUCCCUCUCAACCGAAUUGAAGCUGAGGAGAGGAUAACUGCUGUUGUGUCUGAGGGGCUGAAAGGGAUUCAACAUCGCUUAGACCAAGCAUACAGUCAACACGAGCAGCACUUUAGUGAACAGAAAGCAAGAGUCUUAACGGAUAAACAGCGCCUUUGUCACCAAGUGUUCAAGGUCGUUAACUUCGCGGAACAAAAGAACAUAAACCCUCAACGUGCUGAGGGAACCUGUCGAUGGGCUUUCCAGAGCUCUGAAUACAUCCGUUGGUGGAAUAGCAACUGCAGCAAUCUUCUCUGGGUGUUGGCUGACCCAGGCUGCGGCAAAUCUGUCCUCGCUAGAUCGAUAAUCGACAGUUACUCAGAGACCUCUCAUCCAACUGUGAGAAUAUGUUACUUUUUUUUCAAGGACAAUGAUGAACAGAAUAGUCUUGCUACGGCACUAUGUUCGGUACUUCAUCAGCUAUUUAGCCAGCAUUCUGACCUAUUGACACAUGCCAUUCCGUCCUGGGAAAAGAAUGGGGGGAUGCUUCGACAAGAAGUUGACGAGCUUUGGCGGAUUUUGAUGGCGGCAACAUCAGCCGACAUGUCGUGCAAGACCAUUUGCAUAUUCGAUGCACUUGAUGAGUGUCGUGAAACGGAUCAGCGCCGAUUAAUUGAAAAGCUCCAAGCGUUUCAUCUCCAAACAUCUUCAUCAACAGAGCAAACCUUAAUCACCGAUUCGUUUCCGCAUAUACAUAUCAAGGGGGAAGAGCAAAAUGACCAAAUCCAUGAGGAGAUUGAUCUCGUGGUGAGGAUUCGAGUGAAAGAACUAGCCGAGACAGUACCACUGUCGCCAGAGCUUCAUCAUCGAAUCGAACAGCAGCUGCUUCAAAUGGAACACCGUACAUAUCUCUGGCUGCACCUAUCCAUUGAUGAUAUCCCUACUACCUUUAAGCACAACCUUCGACCUGCAAAGAGUUCGAUCACGCUUAUACCACCUUCUGUGGAUGCAGUAUACGAGAAGAUCCUCUGUCGAGUCCCAGCAGAUGAAAUGGACAUAGUCAGAAAGAUAUUAGAGAUAAUCGUGGCUGCACGACGUCCUAUAACAAUACGAGAGAUGGCUGUGGCGCUAGGUAUUGCCACCUACCCCGAGGCACGAACAACAAUGGAGGCCGGCCUAGAUCCAACUCAUCUGCAGAGAAGAAUUCGAAGAUUAUGCGGCUUCUCAGAGUUUUUGAUUCAAAAGGAAAAUCUGAACAAUCUCCAUCUUACAUAUUGGAGCAGCCUGAGUAACGCAGAGGACCAGAUGGCUGAGAUCUGUCUGCGGUAUCUUUUGAUGGAGGACCCGGAAGACGACGAAGGCCAACCGAGAUUCAACAUGCGAGACCUUUUGGAGUACUCAGCAGUACAUUGGGCCGAUCACGUACAGAAAAUGACUUAG